Molecule: messenger RNA, 2202 nt
Organism: Cucurbitaria berberidis CBS 394.84
Lineage: Eukaryota; Fungi; Ascomycota; Dothideomycetes; Pleosporales; Cucurbitariaceae
Product: CCCH zinc finger and SMR domain-containing protein
Exons: 4
Coding region: 1-2202 (733 amino acids)
Biological process (GO): negative regulation of DNA-templated transcription
Cellular component (GO): nucleus
Molecular function (GO): RNA binding; metal ion binding
Source: RefSeq, a predicted model, not a curated record
AUGGUUGCCGACGACCUAUAUGAGAAGUCGCUGCCUGUGCUGCAGGACGAGACGCUAGAUGAGGAGGACAAAACAGACAAGCUGGAGGAGCUGCUACGCAAGGAAACCAGCCUUUCGGGGAAGUCUCUGGAGAAUAUCGUCUUGGAUUGCCUCUGGCGCUAUCGCGACGCGGGCAGCUCUUCCAGCUCCCCUCCCCCGAGUCGCCAUACCAUCAUCCGCCGUCCUUCGCCAGCUCCGUGGCAGGCCAACCGCGCCCCGACCCCCGUGAACCAGUCGCCGCGCAUGAUACACCCCCCGCCCGGCUUUGGCAUUGCUCCUCCUGGCUUUUCACGUGCAAAGUCUUCGAAUGCUUCUCCGUUUACUUCCCCGCGACCCUCGCCGCGCCUUGCCUUUUCAAGUCCGCAUAUCCCGCAUAGCCCCAGUCUAAGUGCAUACCAGUUCAGCGAAGGCCCAACUCCCAAUUCUGAGCUAUAUGGUGACCUCGACAGCCAGUCAGUGGACUGGCUGGUAAACGAUGAGUCUGGGAGUGAGCCAUCCUUGCUCGGUGACGGCACGCUCAAUGGAGCCGCGGCAGAGUGGAUACAGCCUCAGACCAUGGAUAUGGGCCCGUAUGAUAUGCUACGCUCGAUCUUGAGAGAUGAUCGAUCGGAUGAGGAGAUAGAGAAGGUCCUCGAGGCUAAUGGCUUCGACCUCAGUGCUGCUUUGCUUGCGUUGAUGGGCCAACAGUUGGAUCCGCAACAACUCCCCCCGGCGACCCAAGAGCAGAGUGGCUACAUUAUUGGAAAAUCAAUGAGCCCCGCGUUUAGGCCUAGCACACCCAGCCAGCACAAAAGCAACAUCGUGUGCAAGUACUUCCUAUCAACGGGACACUGCGCGAGAGCAGACUGCAGAUUUAGCCAUGAUACUAGCAAGACACUCUGCAAAUACUUCUUGAACGGAAACUGCCUGGCUGGUGACACUUGCUUGUUCUCUCAUGACCCUUCAGCGCUCAUGGCUCGUAUGGCCAUCUCAGACGUCUCCACACCCCCUUUACAAGCUGCUAUACCCAACUUCCACAUGUCCGACUAUGAUGUGUUUCCCAACCUCCACUCAAGCGGCUCUCCGUUCGGGACACCUUCAAUAUCAACAUCAGAAGCUACCUCUUUGGAACAGCUCUAUGGUUUGACUGGUGGCCCAACACGUCCUCCGCCUGGCCUGAGCCCUUACGCGAACUUCACACCCGGGGCCGGUAGCCGUCCGCAAUCAAGGACUAGCAGUCGCCAGCACUCUCGUGCCCCUACCCCGUCUGUGCCCGCGGUCGACGACAACGAGGCCUUUCCUAGUUUGGGCAGUGCAGCUGCUGCGAAGAUGGGGAAGCGACAUCACGGUAAGCGAGGUGGUCAUGGGCCCCAAAAAGAUCUUUCUGGGCCGAACAACCUUGCAGACGUCGUACGCAUGUCACCCUCCCCUGCUCCUGCAACUCCAGCCCGCAAAGCUCUACGAACCACUAAGAGUUUCAAUGGCUCUCGUGAGAAUAGUGCAGCUGCUCAGGCGAUCCCUGCUCCUCAGCAUAUUCCGUGGUUAGAGACGGGCGAGAAGGGCAACCAGGAAUAUCUCAAAGCUCGCGCCGAAGCUUUCAAGCAUGGCAGCCUGCGGAACAAAUUUCUGCAAAGUGCUGCCCAAGCUUGGAAUCGCAGUGACUCGCGCGCGGCUAAAGCUCUUAGUCUUAGGGGGCAGAGCGAGAAUAACCUCAUGCGCGAAGCACAUCGGGAAGCCGCACGUAUUCUUUACGAAGAGCGGAACAAGGAUGUCGACGAUGCGAAGGAGCUGUAUGUGGAUCUUCACGGACUACAUCCAGACGAAUCCGUAUCCUACCUUGAAGGCAUUCUCCUAAAGCACAGCUCCCACUCCCGCCCCGUCUAUGCCAUCACAGGAACUGGUCAUCAUUCCAAGAACGGCAAAGAUAAAGUCGGCAAGGCUAUCCGUGGCUUUCUCAACGAGUGGCGGUAUGCGUUCCGCGAAUUUUCCGUUCCAGGGGACCGCAACAAUGUCGGUGGCAUCCUUGGCAUUGACCCAAGUAGCUACGAUAAAAGUAUUGCAGAGCGGCCGAAGGAGGCCGAAGCCGAAGCCGAAGUAGAUAGCGCGAAGAAGGAUACGAAAAUAAGGAUCAUGAAGAGAGAUGAGGUUUUGGAGAUGCCCAGAGGGCCUAAGAGAGAUGCUUGA